GAUGAAGGACCAGCUCACAUCUAUAGACAUCAACAUGUUGGACAACAAGAAAUUGACUGCUCCCUUAUUCCUGUUAGUUGUGAUAUCCAUCGGCCGGAUCGAGGCCUUCCCGAACGGAGCUCCAAGUUCCGCUUGUACAACCAUGAGUCCUGUGCAUGGGUACCCCCGAUUCCCACCUCAAGUCACUCCAUCGCCCUUCCAGACGGAAAUUCCGGCCGGGGAGUACGCCUUGAUGGAUAAGGCAGUGCGACUGGAAUUGCGUUCCCAAAACGAAAUGUCAAAAUUCAAAGGUUUCCUUGUGAUGGCCUUUGACAAGAACAAUGAUGCACAGCCAAUCGGAACUUUUCAAUUGCCCAGCGACGGCAAAUUAAUGAACUGCACCGCAGAUGCCCUGGAUGCCGCUACGCACACAUUCAACAAUGAAAAACAGUUGGUGACGGUUGAGUGGAUUCCGCCGAUGAAUUAUUUGGGCACGGUCGUCUUCAGGACCACAUACGUACAAAACGUUUCCACAUUUUGGGUCAAGACGGAAUCGAUUGCCGUUUCUUUUGUGGCGGAUAUUCCGACAGCCAAUCCCAGCCAGCCGUCGGUGGCAGUGACACAACCAACGGUGGCCAACACCCCCAAUUCCGCCCCCCAUCCAUCGACCGGCAGUUUCAUAUGGGCUGGUCUGAUGGCCGCUGCUACCUCGUUAUUACUUAUCCCUUCCAGACAAAUUCAACUGUUGGCCUGAUGGCAUCACCAGGUGCGGACAGCACACGACUGGGCGUGAAUUCCAAUCGUUCGCGGUAUUUUUUAUUCGCGCAACCAUGACAACUUUCAAACUUAGCAAAAAGAAUGUACUAGCAAUGGAAUAAUAAACAUACAAUAGCAUA
Molecule: messenger RNA, 875 nt
Organism: Daphnia pulex (common water flea)
Lineage: Eukaryota; Metazoa; Arthropoda; Branchiopoda; Diplostraca; Daphniidae
Product: putative ferric-chelate reductase 1 homolog
Exons: 6
Coding region: 2-733 (243 amino acids)
Molecular function (GO): oxidoreductase activity, acting on metal ions
Source: RefSeq, a predicted model, not a curated record